Messenger RNA from Ostreobium quekettii, 1720 nucleotides. NCBI's taxonomy places the organism in Eukaryota, Viridiplantae, Chlorophyta, Ulvophyceae, Bryopsidales, Ostreobiaceae. The record is from the annotation of a GenBank genome assembly.
AUGCGCGACAUGGGCGAAGCGCGGGCCUGCGAGGAGGCGCUGUCCGCCUCGCUAGAUAUGAAGGCCAUCGCCGGCAACGGCUUCACCCCCCUGACCUUGGGCAUCCACGGCAUUUCGGACCUUUCGGUGGCCGCGGCUCCGGUCUCCGAUACCUCCAGGGACGCCGAAGGAGGGCUCGGGGAAAAGGAGACCAAGAUCGACCUGGAUGCCGCGGUGCGCGCCGUGGACGUUGCCCUGGCGGGGCUGGACCUGGGCUCCAAGCGGCCGCCGACCGGCCUGCCGCCCAGCCCCAACGAGCAGAAGCGGCCCCAGAGCACCCUGGGCUGGGGAGCUAGCUCGCCCCAGAAAUUCCAGGGCUUCAAGGCCGCGGCGCCGCGCCGCAGGGUCCCGGCCUGGCCGGAGGACGGCCCCCAGCUCUCCCGGUCCGAGUCGCUCAAGGCGCCGGAGCAGCAGCUGCAGCUGCAGAUCCAGCGGGGCUUCCAGGAGCCCCGGUUCCGGCCCGCGCAACACUCGCCUCCCGCCGCGAGCAACCGCAGCGCCCUGCGCUUCCUAAGCCCCGGCAGCGGCGUCGGCGGACUGGCCCACGCCUACACGGCGCCCGCCUUCCCCAGCACUGGGUGCUUCGCUCCCGAUGGGGACAGCGGGGUGGGCGGGUUCAGUCCGGUGGGGAUGCGGUCGCCCGUGCAGGGCGUUGCCUGGGACGGGUUGAACGGCCUUUCGCCCCAGGGCGCCUACGCGGACUGCCUGCGCGCAGUUCUGCUGCAAAAUAAACCAGCCAGCCCCUACGAGUCCAAGGCCGUGGGUUUCGGCACCGGCAACGAGUUUGGGGCAGGAUCUGAGAUACUGGCCAGCGUGCCGCCCUACAGGGCGGACAGCUGCCCGGAACUGCUGUCCGCCUCGCCGCCUUACACGCUUGCAGCCAACGUCGAGCGGUCUGCCACAAGCUUUGGAGGCCUGGGCUGCGGGAGGCUCGAGUUGAACCAGAACCACGACAUAGGCCUCCACAACCUGCCGGAGUCCUUGGACCUGUUCGAUGAGGAGGGUCUCUGGCAGCAGCCCGACUUCCUGCCAGAUGUGGUUCCGAUCGGCAAAGCAAUGGACCCCAAGACGAAGUCUGAACAGGCCAUGCUGGUGGCCAUUACAGGCAUCCUCAAGUGUGCUGUCGAGGGAAAUUUGACACCCAAGGAUGUGCUGUCGGACCUCAACUUCUUGAUCGUCACUGUGCGGCGCCACUUGGCGGAGUACCAGGCCUUGUCGAAUGAGGCUGCUGAAACCCUGCAGCUGAUAUGCAGCACGCUGCCAACAGUGUGCAAAUGUGCACGAUUCAGCGGAGAUGUGAUCGACUCUCUCAAGCGUUUCAUGCAGGUCAUCUGUACCGGCCACCCACUGUUGCAGGCACAGGGUAGCUGCCUGAAUAGCUACGACCCUGUGGACAACUUCGAACCCAGGCAGCACAGUGAGGUUCAGCACUUGCUGAGGCGGAUUCAUCGCAAGCUGACUGGUGGAACGACCAGCAAGGGUGUGCAGCAUGUGGCUCAUGCACUGUAUGAUGCAGUGGGCGACAAGUGCAGCUUGCAGAGCUCAAGCACAGGGGUGGACGUUGAGAGCCAUGGGAGCUCACCCAAGUCGUUCGGGCAGAGUCUCCUUGCUUCUCGAAGCACUGUUGCAGGGGCUCAAUCGCCAGGCUUUAGUGAUGGGGAUGCAAGUUCAACCACAACAG